AUGAAAAACUUUAUGUCAGGAUAUACAGGAUUUGUACCAAGAUCACGUGGUAUAAUUGGAAUGAGUUAUCCCAUCAUAACCCACGAAGCUUUGAACACAUUCUCCAAUGAAACCUACAGAUCUAAGAUGUUGAGUCAACAACCAGUCAACCUCCAUCAAGAAGAGCAGAAGAUUGUGAACAUGAAACAGAUCUACCCCAAAGAAACUGGUAAAACAGUAAUUCCAAAAGUAGCUAGCUUUGUUUCAAAAAACAAAUCACUCAUUUCAAGCGGAGCGAAAGCCAUCGGCUCAAUCGCUGAAGCGGGAAAGAGUAUAAGCGAUACAGUGAAUCAAUCUAACGAGUUGAAAGAAUUAGAACUAAUAAGAGAACUUCGAAACAAGAGAUUAGAAGAAAGGAAAGGAAAAGGUUUUAAAGUUAUAGGAUAA
Molecule: messenger RNA, 426 nt
Organism: Lottia gigantea (owl limpet)
Lineage: Eukaryota; Metazoa; Mollusca; Gastropoda; Lottiidae
Exons: 3
Coding region: 1-426 (141 amino acids)
Source: RefSeq, a predicted model, not a curated record